Closterium sp. Naga37s-1 is the source of this 4230-nucleotide messenger RNA. The record is from the annotation of a GenBank genome assembly. Lineage: Eukaryota; Viridiplantae; Streptophyta; Zygnematophyceae; Desmidiales; Closteriaceae.
AUGCUCUGGUCAGUUGCUGUCAGCCUUGGACAGCUCUGCGACGCCCUGCAUGCUACCACGAUCAAUCUUUAUCUUAAAACUGAGGAGGAGUCUGGGCCGGGAUGGGCGCAAGGACAGGGCGUGAGGGGCAUUGGGGAGGGAGGGGCGGGGACUGGACGGGCCGGUAGCGGCGUGGGGGCGGUUGAGCGGGCGUUGGCGGAAAUGGAAGGGAAAGGUGCGCCGACAGGGGAAGAUGCGCCUGCAGGGGAACGUGGGGGGGUGAUAGGAAGGGGUGUAAUGGAAGGUCGUGGAAUGGAGGGGCGUGGAAUUAGGGAUGUUGGGACAGAGCAGCGUGGGAUGGGAAGCAGUGGGAUGGGAGGGAUUGGGAUGGGUCAGACCAUGGGGGUCGGGCAGUUUGAACACGGGAGGGAGAGGGCGAGGGAGGUGGCGGAGGAAGGGGAGGGUGUGCUGAAGGGGGGUUAUGGGCAGGUGAAGGUCGGUGCGGGGAAGGCUGUGGAAGGGGCUGAAGGGAUGGUGACUAAAACGGGCGAGCAGGGCAUGAGGAUGGGGCAGGGUGUGAUUGAAACGGGGGAGAGUAUGGUGAAGAUGGGCCUGAGUGCUGCUGAACGUGCUGCAGAGACGGGCGUGGGUGUGGCUAAGGGGGUUGCGGGUACAGGGUUUACGGUUGCUGAAAGUGCAUUCGAAACUGGGAAGGGUUUAGGGGAGAAGGCUCUGGAAACCGGGAAGGAAGUGGGGGGGAGAGUGGCGGAGACGGCAGGGAGGUGGGUUCCUGGAAUGCCGUUUGGGGAGCAGGGGGAGGAGAGGACAGGAGAGGCGUUUGAGAGGGGGAAGGAGAAUGUGAGGAGUGUGGGAGAGAGGGUAGAGGAGGGGGUGAAGGGGGUGGUUGGGACUGGGGUUAGGACUGCUGCGACUGCUGGGAGGUGGGUGACUGGUGUGGGAAGGCCAGGUAGAAGUGAGGAGGAGGGGAGAGGCGGGGCGAGUGGAGGGAAAGGUGGUGUGAGUGAGAUGGGAGGAACUGGUGGGGAGGGGCAGGAGGAGGGGGCAUACGAGAGGGGUAAAGAGGCUUUGAAGGGAGGGCUGGGGCAGGUGGAGGGGCAGGUGAGGGGGAUGGUUGGCCUGGGCUCUUGUGGUGGUGCUGGGGUGAGUACUGGUGGUGAGGCUGCUGGUAGGGAGAGUGGCGGUGGGGUUGGUAUGAUGGGUGUUGGAGGAGGGGUUGGAAGCGGUGAGAGUGGGUGGGGAGGGGCGGGAGAGCGAGGCGAGCAGGCUGAGCGCGAAAUGCGGGCGAAGGAGCGAGAGAUUCGUCAAUCCGGCCGCCCAGAAAUGACUGCAACAACAGGGAAAGACACCUUCCCGCAGAAAGCCUACGAAGCAGCACAGGAGGGGGCGGAGAUCACGAGGCAGCAGGCAGGGGAGAUGGCCGGUCAAGCAGGGGAGAUGGCCGGUCAAGCAGGGGAGAUGGCCGGUCAAGCAGGGGAGGUGGCCGGGCGUGUGCCGGAGAAGGGGAAGGAGCUGGGGGAGAAGGCGAUGGAGGUGGUGCAGGAAGCAGGGCAGGUGGGGAUGCAGCAAGCCAAGGAGGCGGGUUCGGUUGCUAGUCAGGUGAUUCGCCAGGCGUAUCGCAAGUGGAUGGGUGCUGUGGAGGAGGAGGGCGAGGAGGAGGAGGAAGAGGAGGGGAAGGCAGUGGGAAUGGAAGGUGUGGGGGCGGCAGGAGAGGGAGGAGGUGGUGCUAUGGAGGGAGUCACAGGAACGCUUGCAGCCGGCUACCGCCAGGCAAAGCAGGCAGCGCAAGCAGGGCUGGAGACAGGGCAGCAGGUGGCAGGUGGAGCAGUGGAGCGAGCCAAGCACCUCGCUGCUCCCGUGAUUCCUGGUCUCAAGUCAUCUACAACUUACAAGGGAGGCCCAGGAAUGCAAACCCGUGCAGCUGCUGGUGUUGGGGGUGCUGGGGGUGAGAGGGGUGUGGUGGAGCGAGAGGGUUCUGCGUAUGAGGCAGGAAAGGAGUAUGUGAAACGGACCCUUGGAGGGAUUGCGGGAGGUACAGGGAGGGAGACAGGAGCAGAAGCAGGGGAGAUGACUGGAACUGGCGUCCAGGCCAGGGACGUGGCACAAGCGGGGCUGCAGUCAGGACAGCAGCUGGCAGGAGGGGCGGUGCAGCAGGCGAAGCACCUCGUUGCUCCCAUCCUCCCAGGCGGGGCAAGUGGCGCGGGUGCAGGAACGGGUGCGAGUGGUGUGACGGGGCGAGAGGGAGGUGCAGAGCGGGAGGAGCGAGGGCAGCAGCUAGGGGUUGGGGUGGUGCAGCAAAUGAGGCACCUCGUUGCGCCCAUCCUCCCGGGCGGGGCAAGUGGCGCGGGUGGAGGAACAGGUGUGAGUGGUGUGAUGGGGCGAGCGACGGGUGAGGAGUGUGAGGCAUCUGCAUAUGAAGCAGGGAAAGAGCGGGUGAAAAGCGCUCUGGAAGGGAUCGCAGGAGGAACAAGGAGUGGGACAGGAGUGCGGGCAGGAGGUGAAACGCUGAGAUCUCAAUCGGGAGCUGGGGGGUAUACACCUGGGGUUGAAACCCGCACCUCUGGGACCCCCUCUGCUGGCCCAGGGGCAAUCCCUGGGGCAGGACUUGUGACGGGUGUUGCUGACGUGGCACGGCGGGCUGUGGGGACCACAGUGGACACGGCGAGAGGCGCGGCAGGAACAGUAGGAGAUACGGCAAGUAGGACGGUGGGAGCGACAACGGAAACUGCUAGGCAGGCGGUGGGAGCGACAACGGAAACAGCGAGAGGUGUGGUUGGGAAGAUGGUGGGGAUGGGGGAGGAGGUUGCUGGGAGGGGGUAUGGAGCGGUAGAGGGGACGGUUGGAGGGGUGGUGGAGGGUGUGAGGCGGAUGACUGGGCUGGGUGGGAAGGGGGGAGAGGUGGAAGGGGAGAUGGGGAGGGAGAGGAUGGGCAUGGGAGAGAGUGAAAUGAAAGGGGUGAGUAGGGGAGAGGGUGGGAGGGAGGGUGUUAUGGGUACAGUGAAGGGCGUUGGGGAGCAAGUGAAACACUUGGUGCUGGGAGGGGAGGAAGGCGGGAUGAUGGAAGGUGGGGGGACGACUGAAGGGAGGGAGAGGAUGGAGCAGAUGGAGCGAGAGAGGGAGGAGGAGAGUGCGAGGGAGAGGGGCAGGAAGCAGGCGUAUGCGGUUCUGCACGGUGCAGAGGAGUGGGUGGAGGGGACAGUGAGUCGUGUGGCUGGGGUGCUGACUGGGGGGUUGUUGGGGGGAAAGGGGCAUGGGGAGAGGGCAGGAGUUGGUGCUGAGGAGAUGGGAGGAAGGGAAGGUGGGGAGGGGAUGGGGACGAAGAUGCAGGGAUUGAUGCAGGGGAGAGGCAUGGGGGGAGGCAUGGGGGAAGGUGUGGGGCAAGGCGUGGGGGGAGAGGGAACUGGAGUUACCAGGGGAGGGAUGGGUGUAGGGGAGGAAGUUUCUGGGAAGCCUGUGGAGUCGAGCAAGGGAAUCUUGGGCAGUGCAGUAGGGGCGGUGCAGACUGUGGUUGGUGGCACUGCUGACGUGGCAAAGCAUGCUGCUGAGUCAGCUCUGGGAGCUACCAAGGCUGUGGGGGGAGUAGUGGUGGGAGCAGGGGGGAGUGCGCUGGGAAUGGGGCAGAGGGGGGUGCAGCAGGGGGUUGAAGGGGUGGGGAGUGGUGUUCAGUAUGGGAGGGAGAGCCUGGAGAAGGGGUAUGAGGGGGCGAAGCAGGGUGUAACAGCAGGGUAUGAAGGGGUGACUGGGGGUGUCACAGGGUUGGUGGAACGGGCGAAGCAUCUGGUGGGGCUGGGCGGGGUACAGGGUCAAGGGGGAGAGGAGGCUGGAGGGGAAGGAACAGUGAGGGGAGGGGAGAGGGAGGAGGAGAGUUCUGCAGAGAAGGGCAGGCAUGCAGUGCUGUCGGUGCUGGAAGGAGCUGAGAGGAGGGCGCUGGGUGCUGUGAGCACGGUUACUGGAGGGUUCAUUGGUGGGGGAGGGGUUGAGUACGCAGAGGCUGAGCGAGCCUCUGCUACUGGUGCUGGUAGUGUUACCACUGGUGCUGGUGCUGGUGCUGGUGCUGGUGCUGGGGGUGGGGGCGUGGCAAGGCAGCAGGCAGCAGCAGGGAUGCCUGUGUCUGCAGCAGGGGAGGGGGAGGCUAGUGCAGUGGUGUCUGGGCCAGGAGGGAAGGUGGCAGCAGUGGGAACAUCCGAAGCAGUGGAGGAGGCAGCACGGCCAGUCAUGGAGCCAGGCGCGUGA